AUGAGGCGUCUCUCUAAAGGGAUUGCUCAAACACAAUCUUUGCAUCUGCUGUCUUUUUGCCGCACUCGGAAUCUUGAAAAUUUUGUGGUCAGCCGACUUGGCUCCACAGCUUUUCAUUCAUCAGCAGCUGUGCAUAGCGAUGAUCACAGCAAUGAUGCAAAAUCCUGUUGCUACGAUUACGACUGGAUUGAUGGCGUGGAGAAGCUGGAAAUGUAUGAGCCUGGAGGCUAUCAUCCUGUCAUGAGUGGUGACGUUCUUCGUGAUCGCUAUGCCAUCGUGGAUAAGCUGGGUUUCGGAGGCUACUCUACGGUCUGGCUGGCCCGGGAUAUUCACCAAAAGCAGUAUGUUGCUCUCAAGGUGGGUAUAGCAACAGACUCAAUAGGACGUGAUGCAAAGAUUCUCCGAGCUUUUGCUGCUUCAGAAUCAUCCACACACCCAGGGCGUGAUUCUGUUCCUCGUCUACUGGACGAGUUCAACUUGACUGGCCCUAAUGGAACACACCCAUGCUACACAGUAGCACCCGCUCAAUGCAAUCUUAGGAGAGCAGUGUUUACUGGGAUGUUCCCCAUCAGGGUUGCACGUGUGCUAUCAGCAGGACUUGUUCAGGCUGUGUCCUAUAAUCACUCUCGAGGAUAUGUUCACGGAGAUAUUCAUCUUAGCAACGUGUUGGUCAAACUACCAUCAAGUUUUGAUCAUCUUUCAAUUGCGCAAUUUUAUCACGAAUAUGGCGAGCAUGAUGUGGUUCCUGUUACACAUCGGGAUGGCAUGCCUCUUCCUCCCAACGUUCCAAAAAAGGCCGUGAUCCCUCUCGAUUUUGGCAAACCUGCAAAACAGUUCUCACUUUCUGAUAGCCGUGUGCUUCUAAGUGACUUUGGCGAGGCAUUUUCUCCAGACUCAGAAGUUCGCCGCGGAGAAGACUGUCAUACACCACUAGCUAUGCGGCCUCCAGAAUCUCGAUUCGACCCUCAGAGACCACUUUCAUAUUCGGCAGAUAUAUGGAGUCUAGCGGUGGCUAUAUGGGAAAUUAUUGGUAUGAAGUCAAUCUUUAGCAAUGAUUGGAUUACUGCAGAUGAAAUCACCGCUCAGCAAAUCGACACUCUGGGGCCUAUGCCUCUAGACUGGUGCACUGGUGAACGCCCCAAGCACCUUGAAGGCAGGCAAGUCUGGCCUCGGAUUGAGGAUGUAUUUGGCGACUAUGUACAAAAAUAUCGAAACAAGUACAAGGUGGGCGAGUUUGACAGCGAAGAAACAGCUGCCAUCCUCGACCUGAUGCGAAAAAUGCUGGUCUUUCGGCCUGAAGAGCGUCUGUCGGUGGAUGAGGUUCUUCAGUCGGAGUGGAUGGUCAAGUGGGCGUUACCGCAAUGGACGCAACUGCAUAUGGGUGAAUCCAUUGUUCAUUCGACUACAUAA
Molecule: messenger RNA, 1410 nt
Organism: Talaromyces rugulosus
Lineage: Eukaryota; Fungi; Ascomycota; Eurotiomycetes; Eurotiales; Trichocomaceae
Exons: 3
Coding region: 1-1410 (469 amino acids)
Biological process (GO): spliceosomal complex assembly; protein phosphorylation; regulation of mRNA processing
Molecular function (GO): ATP binding; protein kinase activity
Source: RefSeq, a predicted model, not a curated record